This is a messenger RNA of Amaranthus tricolor (Joseph's coat), 1388 nucleotides long. Its product is annotated as glucan endo-1,3-beta-glucosidase-like. Gene Ontology annotation, biological process: carbohydrate metabolic process. The record is from RefSeq and is a predicted model, not a curated record. NCBI's taxonomy places the organism in Eukaryota, Viridiplantae, Streptophyta, Magnoliopsida, Caryophyllales, Amaranthaceae. Gene Ontology annotation, molecular function: hydrolase activity, hydrolyzing O-glycosyl compounds. The coding region runs from base 208 to 1221 and encodes 337 amino acids. Gene Ontology annotation, cellular component: plasma membrane. The transcript has 2 exons.
GAAGUUCAUCAUGGACAAAUUGACUUGGUAGUUGACCUAUAAAUUCAAGAAUAUGCUCAUAGUUAGUACUAACUAUACUACCUCUAUAUAAUGGGACAUUCACAAGUUAUAAAAGUAUAAUGAAAAUUAUUAGAUAUUAAGGAAACACAAAUCCAUUGAGUACUAGUCUUUUAAAAAUAUUGCAUACCCUUGCCAACAAAUCCAACAAUGGAAAUUGUUGUCUUGUUAUUCAUCAUAUCAUUAUUGUUAUCCUUAAGCCAACCUUUUACAGAGGCACAACUUGUUGGAGUAUGCUAUGGAAGAAUAGCAGACAACUUACCGAUGGAAAAAGAUGUGAUAGACCUCUACAAAUCCAACGGUAUAGGAUUAAUGAGACUCUAUGAUCCUGAUCUAAUGGCUCUCAAGGCCCUACAAGGAUCAAACAUCAAACUCAUGCUAGGAGUUCCUAACGAAAAGAUUCAAUCUUUUGCAUCAUCCAAUCAAUUAGAUGCAAUGCAGUGGAUUGAAACAUACGUGGCACCAUUCGCACCAUCGAUCAAAUAUAUAGUUGUGGGGAACGAAAUUCAUCCGUCCGAUCAUCAAUCAGUAUUUGUUGAACCAGCCAUGAAAAAUGUUCUUAAAGCAUUGAAUUCUUAUAAAUUAAGUAAUCAAAUUAAGGUUUCUACGUCCAUUGAUACAACCUUAAUUAUAAAUUCAUAUCCACCAUCUAACGGUCAAUUUAGUGACACGUCAUAUUCAUAUAUUACCCCAAUAAUUAAAUUUUUAACAAAUAAUGAAUCUCCAUUAUUGGUUAAUAUUUACCCUUAUUUUGCUUAUGUUGGAAAUGAGCAAAGUAUUAGUCUUAAUUACGCAUUAUUUACUUCUAAUGGAACCGUGGUUAAUGAUAAAGGGCUAAACUAUCAAAACUUAUUUGAUGCGAUGGUGGAUUCAGUGUAUGCGAGUCUAAGAAAAGUUGGUGCACCUGAUAUGAAGAUUGUUGUGUCGGAAACUGGAUGGCCAUCCAAGGGUGGAGAUGCUGCCACGGUGGAAAAUGCAGAGAAUUAUUAUAGAAAUUUGUUGAAGCAUGUAAAGAAUGGAACUCCAUUGAAACCACAGGAAAUUGAAACUUAUUUGUUUGCCAUGUUUGAUGAGAAUAAGAAACUGGGGCCUGAUUCAGAGCGUAAUUUUGGACUUUUUACUCCUGAGAAGUAUCCAAAAUACGGCAAACUCAACUUUAUUUGAUAACUUUUCAGAUAGUUGGUGAUCAUAAUUUUUAUGAGUGAAAUUUAAUUUUAUGUUGCAUUUUGAAUAUGUUUAAGGUUAUAUUGUUUCUCUCGUAUUUUUAAUAUUUUGUGUUUUGAUGAUAAAUUUUCUUCGUUGAUAAAUUAAAAGAGCAUCAAUUAUGUGAA